Molecule: messenger RNA, 873 nt
Organism: Fragaria vesca subsp. vesca
Lineage: Eukaryota; Viridiplantae; Streptophyta; Magnoliopsida; Rosales; Rosaceae
Product: pentatricopeptide repeat-containing protein At4g04790, mitochondrial-like
Exons: 3
Coding region: 190-873 (227 amino acids)
Source: RefSeq, a predicted model, not a curated record
AGUGGAUUCGUGUUGUAGCCUGUAAUUUAAACGUAUGUGUCAUGCAUCAUUGUAGUUUCAGGUGCUGCUUCUCCUCCUAUUCGAGAAAUCAAUGAUGCAGAAUCGUUGGGGAAGAAGAACAAGACGUGUGACUUACCAAGGCUCCCAGUUUUACCCCAUACUGUGAGGCCAUUGUCUCGGGAAGAAGAAAUGUGGCUUUUCUCCAUCCAAGUGGGUUACAUGGAGAAAUGCGAUAGAGCCGACACUCUCGAAGAAUGUAAUCAAAUGAUAAAAAGAUGCAUACAGAGGGCUGGGAUUGCUACUAAUGAAACAGGUUCCGCUACACAAAUGGAAGCGGCUUUGAUAAUAUUUAAGUCAAUGAAGGACUGGGGUUUGCCGCUUGAAGAGGAAACUUAUGGUCCAUUACUUGAAUAUCUUAUUGACAAGGAGAUGAUUGAUUGUUUUCACAAUUUCCUCGAGGUUAUUGAGAAUGAAAACCCUUCUUCAUGUUCAAGAAUAAGACACUAUCAGAAGUUGUUCUUGAGGAAACAGUAUGAUAAACUUGUUCAAGAGCAGUAUGAUGCCUUUGUGAGUUAUGAUGGAGAUCCCAAGUCACUUCUACCAGAGCCAACGGAGGAUAUUUUGUUGGUCCUUUGUGGAAGUGGCCAGACGAAGGAUUUUGUGCAGCUAAUAGAUAGUGCGGACAUUACAAAGUUCUCAUCAGUAGAUGUUGCACGUGUCUUUAGAUGCUUUGAAAGGCUCCUAUUGGAGUCUACUGCAGAGAAGGUCCUUCUGGAAUUUAAAGCAUGUGACUGUGCAGCAGGGAAUACUUCAAUCUUGAUUUAUCGUUAUGUUCUUGGCAUUCCAAAUUUAACGGUGAGGACCUUACCAUGA